AUGGGACACUUUCUGGAGAAAGCUACCGUGAAUGAGGCCGAAUACUCUGGAUUAGUCAAGGGCAUGCAACUCGCUCUAGACCUGGGGGUCCAGGAACUUGUUGUGGUCGUGGACUCUCGACUCGCAAUACAGCAGCUCCAGGGCGUCAUAGCUUCUUUAUGCCUCGUGCACGUGAAAAGAGAUUUCAACGCUGCUGCCGACUACAUCUCCAAGCGAGUCAUCCAGGACCAGUCAUCAUUGGAGGUCGCGGACCCCGGGGAACGCAAGUUGCUCCAAGGCCUGAAUCGGAUCCACGAAAAACUGAUGAAGGACCCGAGCCCCCGUGAACAGUCGCUGAUGGAGUGCGCGUUCUUAGCCAUAGCUCGGAAUAUACCCAAGUGCUACUCAAGAGGUUUAGGAGGCGACGUGUUCGCGGUAACGCGCUCGAAGUCCAAACAGGUCAAGGCCACAGAGAAGUCGGUUACGGGAACCGGGAUCGACGACUCUGGAACCAACGACUCUGGAACCGACGACCCCGGAACCAAUGACCUCGGAACCGACGGUCCGGAGGACGAGCCGACAGCCGCUCCCCGGAGCCCCAAUUGCCAGGACUUUGAGGAAGACCCGGAAAAUGUUCGCAGAGAACGAUGGAGAAGGAUUUGCUCUCACCAGGCACACGACCUGGGGCUAGCGCCUUUGGUAAAGUUCCUCCGGGGUGAGACUGAACACUUGUCCCUGAAACAAACUACAUACUUGGUCAAGAUAGCGGACCGGUUUGUAUUGGACCCCCUGGAUGCCCUGUUCUAUGAGAUUCGGAGCACCCCGGAACGUCCCCGAGACGCCGCAGACCGCCUCCGCCUGAUAGUCCUCCAGGACCUCCAGGAAGACAUCCUGCACCACUGUCACGCGAACUUCCAAGGCGCUCAUCAGGGGAUCAUCCGGACCUCCUACGAGAGGCUGCGCAAGGAGUUCUACUGGAUCGGCAUGUUCAAGGACACCGAGCGAUAUGUCAAAGAAUGCGUUGACUGCGUCACGGCCAAGGUACUACCCCGGAACCCGGGACCGUCGCCCGGUAACCUGUUGGCUACGCGACGGUUUCAGGUCGUUUCCAUGGACUUCGUGAUACCGCUGCCCCAGUCCGCCCGGGGAAAUACGGCAUUGCUCCUGUUUGAGGGCGCGUUCUCGGGGUUCAUCAUGUGCAAGGCCAUGGCGAGCACCGAAGCCCAAGACGUGUCCGAAGCCUAUGAGGAGUGCGUGUUCCGGAGGUUCGGGGCCAGUGAGAUGAUCCGCCAUGAUCGAGAUCCGCGCUUCAUGGGUCGGGUGUUCAAGCACUUUCGGGAGAAGCUCGGGAGCAGGCAACGCGCCACUCUAAGAUAUCGUCCCCAGGCCAACGGACAACAAGAGAGGUCUGUGCAAACGGUAAUCCGGAGCGUUAAGGCGCAUACUGUGGACCAAAGGGACUGGGAUGAACUAGCCGAAAAGCUCAUGUGGGCGCUGAACACCUCCUUCGUCUUCACCCGACUCGACACGCCGUUUUAUCUGGUGUAUGGUUGGGAUGCCCAAGGUACCGUCGAAGCCAUGAUGGGAGACGUCCCCCGAGACGUGCAGCUCCGGGACGCCCAAGAAUGGUGCACCAAGGUACAACGCCAAGUGGAAUACGCGAGGGCCUGGGCCCGAGACCUCAAAGAGAAAGCCAAGAAGCGCCGGGCCGAGGACCACAACCGCAAGUGGAAGCAACUUACAGACCGACUGAAAGAAGGCUUCGAGGUCGGGGAUCCAGUAUGGCUGUACCUAGCCCGAGUCCGCCCCGGACUCACCAAGAAGCUCGCACAUCUCUGGCACGGCCCGUUCCGGAUCCGGGAAAAAGGUAGCGAUUUCCGAUACCGCCUCCAGGUCGAGGGUACGGAAUACCGGUUUCACCCCUGGGUCCACGUUAGCAGGUUGAAACCCCGAGCGAAAUACCCGGAGCGGCAUUCGGGAACCAUAGACAUCCCCGAGGACGAUGACUUCGACGCUGCAUUGAUCCGUGAAGAUAGUUGGGAGCCUGAUGAAGGCUCCGGGGAGUACGAGGUGGAAGCCAUACUCGAC
Messenger RNA from Phytophthora megakarya, 2067 nucleotides. NCBI's taxonomy places the organism in Eukaryota, Oomycota, Peronosporomycetes, Peronosporales, Peronosporaceae. The record is from the annotation of a GenBank genome assembly.